Eriocheir sinensis (Chinese mitten crab) is the source of this 6562-nucleotide messenger RNA. RefSeq lists its product as uncharacterized. The transcript is spliced from 6 exons. The record is from RefSeq and is a predicted model, not a curated record. Lineage: Eukaryota; Metazoa; Arthropoda; Malacostraca; Decapoda; Varunidae. Bases 270 to 1334 code for a protein of 354 amino acids.
CGUCCGGUGGAGUUUUGGUUGGAGACAUCGCAUUGUUUUUGAAUGGGGCGUGUCCCUAUCCAGGUAACAAAUGAGAAACAGGUAAGAUGCUCCAAACAGCUCCAUGCAAACAUUGGUAGGCCCGUAGCCCCCGCCAUCUGCCAGCCGCCGCGGGUGACUUGGGGAAAAACACCGAGGAAGAAGGCAAAGAAUUAAGUCACCAGUCCUCAAAACACUGACCUGCGACUGAAGAACAAAGAGAAGAAGGUCAAGAGGAUCGUGGCUUCGUUAUGGUGCACAGAAAGUCCACGUACAGACUCACCUACAGGGACUAUGCGCCUCAAGUGCGGAAAACUGUGUGGCAGGAGAACAACACUUUCAGAUUGAGGAGAAGGGAGGAGGAGUGGUCACACCAUACAAUAAAAGACAGUGAUUCUGACUGUGAGUGUGAUGAAUCCGAGGAGGAGGAUCACGCUGAAGGUCUGGCAGCAAGAGGACCAGGCGUGGGCAGCCUCUCAGGGCCAAGACACAGACUCGCAAAUUCUCAGGAACAGAUCCAGCAGCAAGCAACACUUCCGAGUCAGCCGGCCGGCCCUCCUCCCCAUGUCCCACGCCUACGUUUCUCUCCUGAGCAGUCUCCAAGAAUUUAUGAUCAACAAAGAACUUCAGACAGUGCAGAUGAAGGAGCUGGCAGAGAAGAUGGGACCACAACAGGACACCCUGGAGGUGAUGGAGGCAGUGAAGCAGACAUCAGUGAGGUGCAUGCAGCAGGGGGCCAGACUGUGGGACCAAGAAACAGAACUAGGUCUCCCAGCGUUCAGCUUGGGGUUAUGAAAUCUGGAAGCCAGGCUAGGGAGUAUGACCUCAUACCAGCUGUGAGAGAAGAAGUAGAUGAAACAGCAGGGAGAACAACCUCAGCGGGGACCAGAGUUGUGAAGAGUCGGCAGGUUCCUCUAACCUCUCAACUCUCCCGGACCACUCGCAGGAACUAUCGCAGCCGUGAUAGGAUCACAUAUGUGCCAUAUGGAACUGGCUCAUCUGUUAGGCACAUAGGUGACAAAACGUCUUUCAAUGUUCACCUCAACAAAAAUCAGGUGCGGCCAACAGCUCUCCAAGCAUCAGCAUUCAGAAACCGGGAAAUUGAAAACCUUAUUAAAAAGCAGAGAAACUUGACCAUAAAUGAUUGGAGGGAAGAGAGAGGUUCUGUUCCACCAGUCAACCACUCUAGUCUCUGGGGAAAUAGUCGACAGCAGAUUUUUUCCUCCAGGAAGCAGCCGAGGGAACACAGGAGGAGGGCUUCCAGCCGAGUGGAGGUUUUCUCUAACUACUGUAAGCACUGUGGAGGCAGGAAGUAAGUUGUACUUGCUUUUAGGGCAUGCCAAAAACAAGAGUUAUUUUUGUGAUGAAGUACUGCAUUUAUUAUGAAGGUAAAUGGAGUAUAUAUUUUAUAAUGUAUGACACAGUUAUUAACAUAUCGUAAACCCUCACUUUUAUGGUCCCCGAUGUAACGAGUUUUAUCUCUAAUCAACUUUUGGACCAGUCCUGUAUGUGUGGGGAUUUACCGAACAAGUUUGGUAAGUGCAGAGUUCUGUUCGGUGGUGGGCUGGCCAAACAUGUACACACACAUAAGGCAGCGGCGGUAACCGGGUUACCAAGCUUUGUCUGCCCAAUUGUAAACUCCUCUGUUCUUGUCCAUCUGUGCCUCACAUUUCAUCUAAUAUAACAAACAAACUUUAUUAUACAGUGAAACUCUGAUCAUCUGACCUCUGGGUAUCCAGAGCCCCCAAGUAGUUGGUUGGCCAAAACAAAAAAUUCAAGAAAAUCAAUAAAAAAAUAUGAAAAUCCAACCGGUGUAAGAUUUUAAAUACCCACUGUGACCAUUGCAAAGGGUAUGUUCCUGCCCCUUAUCUGAAUAGAAACUAAACCCUGCCCUCAGCUCAUCAAUACACUCCCAUUGUUUGUGGAUACUUACUUCAGAUAAAUUGAAAUUAUGAGUGGCUGAGAGCUAUAUUUUCACCUUUUUAAUUCAUUCAAAUGUAAUUGUUACUGGGUGGUUUCAGUUACAAAUUAAUCCUACUUGCUCUGAGGCUUCUGCUGUCAGCCGAUUCAUGGGAGCCUAAAAUAAACAUCAGCUGAUUCAAAUGUAAAACUCACAUUCACACAUUCUCAGGAACACACACACACACACACACUGUGUCAUACGGAGCUGAGACAUGGAAGCGAUAACACGUGCGGCCGCUGGGUCCCGAGUCUUGCCUCCAGGAUCAGCAGUUCGCCAGCCAGGUUGUUGUGAUACAGGGCUGGGGUGAUGCGUUAAUGUGGUCCGUCUCCUGUCUAAAGAACUUAAAAUAGCUUGAGUGAGAUGAGUGAGGAGGAGGAAGGGUAACAAGGCGGAAAGUUCUAGAAGGAGCCAUGGGGGGCUUGGGAAAUGAUGAGUGUUACAAAAAUAUUGAGCCUGCGUUCCGAAGGAAUAGCGCUAAACUCGAGGAUUGCGAAACUCGAGGUGAUGAAAACGCUGAAAAAGCGCUUAUUUGUUCCGACCCGUGGAGUUUUUUAUUUUAUUUUUUCAUUUUUUAUUUUUUUACAUGUGGCCUAUGGCACCGGUAGAUUAUUCAUUUGGGCCUGAUGGUCGGCCCCGAGCCCGGCAUGGCGCAGGCAAUUGUUUACAGUGGCACCAUUAUAAUUGGCUCAUGCUGCCCCUCGGAGCUCACUUUUUUCCUCCUUUACUCCCUUGCUAUUUCAAAAUACGAACCUUGGAAAAAGUACGAAAACAGGAAGAGAGAACGCGUCGGUUUAAAGCAACAGAUGAAGCCUUACGAUUUGCUGAGCUCUGAAAACACGCUUGUGAUUCGCUGGGAGUCCGAUGACGAACUGGAGAGGGUACUGUAGUUUAGAUUUGUGUGCACCACAUGCAACUCAUAACAUAUUGACAUGCAUGGCACACCCUAUAGUUUUCUAUGCCUUGUGGUGCUUUGUCAGUUAUCACUGCCAGCAAGAAUCACUGCAUCACCACUGCCACCUAACUAACCCUUGCUGCCCUGUUGCACAAGAAUGUACUCCAGAGUCGUACAAAUUUAUAUUUAUAUGGCUGUAUUCUAUUCUAGCUCCCCUAUUGGUGUCUUGAUCUUUUAUCCCAGAAUUAAUCAGAAUUGUUGAUAAACUCUGGAACAGCCUUGCUUCAUCUGUAUCAUCUCCAUCCUAUGACAAGAAGGAAUUCUAGAUGCUGACUGACAUUCUCUGUUGGCUACUUUUACUGUCUUCUGCUUGCAGGAACAGCAUCUAUUUAACCCGGUACCAGUGACGGGCCAAAUUUGUGCCAUGAUAUAAACCCCCCAAAAUAGAUGAUGCAUAAACUGAUCACAAAUGCUUUGAUAUGUAUUAUGAAAUGGUUUGUGUGAGUGAUGAUUUUUACUAAUUUUUCUCGCUUAGAGGGACCAUUAAGAAACAUGAUCCCCGCUGCUACUGGGUUAAGGGCUAUGUCUGGGUGUGAUUUUAGAUGAAUAAUUUUGAAAUUGAUGAAAUGUUUCUUCUUUGCUCAGCAUAUAAAGAGCAGUGUGACCAUUAUUCUUGAAAGUUUUGUGAAAAGAAAAGAAACUACUGUCUGAUGUUCUUCAGCAUUUUAUAGUCUAGAAAUGUCAAACUGUAGGGAAAGCAGAGUGAGUUUGUAUUGUGUGGGUGGAAAAGACGAAAAACAAAAGAAGACUUGGCAGGUUGUUACAGAUUGCUUGUUUUUAAUGCACUCCACUGCAUAGACAAACUACUCAUUUACAGGGGUAAUUGUUAGGAACAAGAUUCUUAUUAUUCUUGUAUAUCACUAUAGUCAAUGUCAAGUGAAACUAUCCACAAGCUCCUCCCACUAGGUCGGAGCCAUUUCUCCCUCCGAGGAGCGAUAUUGGCGUUUUGGUAUUGAGGGGUGGAAUAGGCGCACCUAACAUCACCAAAUGUGGGGUACAAACUUGGCGGAGGGACUAAAGAGUAGCUUAUUUACUAAUGAUCCACGAGACAUCCUAGAGUUAAAUCAAAGUAUGUGCUUAUCUUUGUAUUCAUUCAUACACACACUGAUAAUAUUUUUGUGGAGUCUGAUUCACGUAUUAGAGUGAAAUUCUAUUGUGAAAAACAGUCACAAAUUCGUGUCACUAGUAAAAAUGAAACUAGUAAUGAAAGUUUUGCCACCAUGAAAUAUACACGAAGAUAAAUAUGAAAGCUCACGAAGUCACAAUAAGUGACAUCACCUGCUUUGCGCAGUAAAAGUAUGCUAUUUUAGGUAUCUGAUACCUGCAAUAUGGCUGCUGCCUCGGCCACAGAUUACUGCCAGAUUGUCAUACUCGGCCGCUUAUAUUUCCCGACUUCCUCCCCCGAAACUGUCUUCUGGGCUCCAAUAAUGAAACUAAUUUAUAGUUAUCGUUAAAAGAGUAAAAUCCUGAUGUUUCUUGGCAAUAGUUAGGCGUCAGAAACAGGUAAAUACUAUGCUCUGAGUGCAACAAUAUGGCAAUGGUGGCUAUAUGUAUUUUCAUAUUAUUGUUCUGUUGUUUAUUAACUGUUGUGUUCAAGAAAAAGUAUACUCAUAAUUUUAGUUAGUUUUUGGUCAUAAGGAUUCUUUACAAAAUACAAGUAUAACAUUACCUUCUUUUACUUAGGAAAUGUCCUGAACCCUGGAUCGGCUGUGGUGGUGUUAGGUGCGCCUAAUGUGAGUUCCUCGGCUAAUUUAGCGAGAAAUCAGGCUUCGUUUCUUUCACCCUUAGGUUACUCUGGUCGACUUGAGGUCUGCAAGGGUAUGGUCAUGGUCAGAGAUAAGCUCAAGAGAUAAAUCUCUCUCUCUCUCUCUCUCUCUCUCUCUCUCAUGAUAUUUAAACAAAAUGAGAAACAUGCAUUAUUGUAUUCCGGUAAAUUUACAGAUAAAUAUACAAAUAACCAAGGCAGGCCAAGAGAGAGAGAGAGAGAGAGAGAGAGAGAGAGAGAGAGAUCAAGCAUUUAAUUUCAUCUCAUGGGAUUUGCUACCCUUUCCAUCUAGUGGUCGGUAAAGGCGAAUUUAGCGUGGACAUCAAUAUUUUGUACGUCCUUUGAAGUGAACAUGGUCAGCCACUUAUCAAUAUGGAAAGUUGUAAGCUCCACUGUCUUCGGUAGUGGGAAGGGCUUUUGGACGUUUUCAUAAGACUUAGACUAUAGUGUUGGUAUUUACCUAGUUUUACACCUGUGAUUAUUAAUUUAUAACGAGUAAGAUGAAUCAGUGAGUCAAAAUCCAAAACAGACAGUACGUAGCAACAUGCACCAGAUGCUUAAGUUUUUUUUAUUAUUCUUGUCUACAUGACCAGCACAAAAAUAAUAAUAAUAAUAAUGCACUUCCUUUCUCUCUGGCGUCUAGUAAAUAAAAGGCUGUUGCACUCCAAGGCUGGAAUUCCUUUCCUUUCUACAGAACAUCAAGUAUAUCCUAUAAAUAAUGUAAUAAAAUAAUAAUGUGUCACAUAUUUACAUGUCUCUUCUACUAAAUAAUGGAAAUGAAAUGAGAUUUUGAAAAUAAUUUGUUAAAAAUAUUUAGUUACUUUUAUAGAAUUGCAUUUUCACUGUUAGUUAUUCAGGAUUCCUAUAGAUGGUAGCACUAGCAGCGGCCAAACAUUAACAUUAGAUCUCCUAUCCUGCUUCGGGGGCUGUGUGGUGCAGUGGUUAGCACACUCGGCUCACAACCGAGAGAGCGGGUUCGAUUCCCGGGCGGAAUGGAAAAAUUUGGGCGGCUUUUCCGAUACCCUAUGCCCCUGUCCAUCCAGCAGUGAAUGGGUACCAGGUAUCAAUCGGGGGUUGUGUCCCGUCUCCUGGGAUCUGUUCCCUUCUCCUAUAAUUCCUUCCCCUUCUGUCUCUCUCCGGCAUAUGACCACAGAUGUUGCGCCGACUAAACGAAACUUUCUGAACUUUCUUAUCCUGCUUCUCGUAGAGUCCCUGGUCACUGCAUACUCAUGGGCACACGCCAAGUCUUUCAGUUUCUUGAUAUGAAACACAGUAUGGUUAGAUCACUAGAUCCUUCUUGGCCUGACAAGAUGCUUAAGUGUUGCUACAGCAUGUCUUAAAUCAUAUAUAUCUGAGAGUGGAACAGCAGUAAAACUAGGAGUUUCCAUAUGAGGGGGCCCAUGGAAGGCUAAUCUGUGGCUGGCACUAUGCUCAUUUAUAUUUUUUUAAUUAGUCCAGUAACAUUGCAAUUUCCUUUUCUAAGAAUUUCAAGUUUGGGGCCCAUUUUUUUUUCUCUGGGGGAAGUCAAGGCUCUCAAACUGUCUUGUAGCUACAGUACUGGAGUGUAGUGUACUUCUCAGCAUCAUUAUACAUAGGACUAGCAACUUGCAACACAACAUUUUGUCCUAGGGACUUUGCAAUUUGUUUUAAUUAUUCACAUGUAGUCUUGCUUAAUGUAUAAGGUGUGUUUUACACAAUGUGCCAUGUUCUAGUCAGAUUUAUAUUCCAAUGGGAAAUUCAAGAUAACAUGUAUAUUUAGAUUAUGAGUUUCAAAAGAAAAUUAAAGAAGUACAUCCAUGUAUACACUGAUCAGAUUAAUGAUAAACUCUGUAAAUUACUUUUUAAUAAAAAUAUUACAUCGACA